AAAACGUUCCAAUGUUUAAUCUCCGGGUUUAACUAUAUACUGUCAUAUUUUUGAUACACAUUUUAAAAGUUCCUUCCUCAAACUUUACCACUGAUUUAUUUUCGGCAUCCAACUAAAAACCGUAAAAGAAAAUGCUCCUUCAAACCGGAAGUGCUCAGAUGUCAACUCAUUUCCGGGUUUUUAAACGCUACCAGAGCCCUAUUCACACCGACAAAACAACAUGUACAUUCAAAUGAAUAGUCCUGGAGAGUAUUGAUACAUGUGGAUCAUUUCGUUAAUUAUUUCAUAAUGUAUUUUGAAAUACUGUCCAUCAGUUUACAUGUGUGUAAUUUUUGUAACCCGACAGAAAGCAGCGAACUUGCCUCCAACAAGGAAAACAAAAGAAGAUAAAGGGGGAAUGUUUUUUUUGUUUUUUUGUUCUUACUUCCUCAUCUGUUCUGUGUUUCGUUUUGGAGCGUCACUGCUCCUCACUUCUCGAGAACUUCCUGGAUUCCUCGUCACGCACUCGGACGUCUCCCACGUCCGCGUCUCCCCCCUCGUCUCAUCCGCGUAUUUGCAUUUUCUUUUUCUUUGCGUUGCCUCGUUAAUAUUCCAGGUGUGGCCACUCUGUUAUGCGUAUUGUUGCGGUGUGUGUGUGAGUUUGUGAGUGUGUGUGUGUGUGAGUUUGUGAGUGUGUGUGUGUGUGAGUGUGAGUGUGUGUGUCGCUCGGCUGACCGGCGAUGGCCACCGCGCCGCCGUCCGCGCUCCACGUGAGGUCGGCCGAUCUCAUCAAAAAAGAGCCCCUGGACUACGGAAGCUUUGGAGAAGUCUACCUGUGCUACCACGUCACCCUCGGCCAGGUGGUGCUGAAGACCAUGUACACGGGGCCGCUGAGCAACGCGAGGAGUCAAAAGUCGCUGCUGGAGGAGGGGAACGUCAUGGCGAGCCUGACCCAUGACCGGGUGGUGAAGUUGCUGGGGGUGAUCAUGGAAGACCGAGACUGCUCACUAGUUAUGGAACUCAUCCCCAGAGGCAACCUGUCAAGCUUGCUGGAAACGGUCGCCGUGCCGCUGUCCAUCAAGGGCAGAUUCAUCUCAGAGAUUCUGGAAGGGAUGGUGUACCUCACGGAGAGGCAAGUCAUACACAAGGACAUCAAGCCAGGAAACAUUUUAGUGGACAAGGAUUUUCACAUCAAGAUUGCAGACUUUGGCCUGGCCACCAGCCGCACGUGGAGCAAACUGACGAAGGAGGAAUCUCGCAAGAGGAGUCUCAUGGGGCGAUCAGCAGAGGUGAGAGGGGCCGGCACCCUGAGCUACAUGGCCCCUGAGCACCUGCAGAGCGUACACACAGCCUCCACUGAGAAGUCCGACGUCUACAGCUUUGCAAUUGUGCUCUGGGUGAUCCUCACGGGGGAAGAGCCCUACGCAAAUGCAAGGAGUGAAGAACAAAUCAGCCAGUGUGUCCAGAAGGGGGAACGACCGGAGGAGAGCCUGAUUCCCGGCGACGCGCUCGAAGAGAUGAUUGCGCUUAUGAGGAGGUGCUGGGGUCACAAUCCGCUGCAACGGCCCACAUUUAAAGAGGGCUACGACUUCUUCCUUCCCGUCUACGCGGAGAGGCUUGAACCCCACGUAGAGGACGAUGUACUGGAAUUCAGGAAAAUAUAUGAAGGCCCAGAGGAACUCAUUGAGAAGAUGAAGUCUUUGUCAAUGACCCAGGAUUGUUUAUCCGCUGAUUGUCCAGCACCGCUGCUGAGUUCAGACGGAAGUGUACCCGAGCCGGUUGAAGCCAGCAUUGAGGACCUGCACGGCCUCCAGCACCAGCCGCCCGUGGACUCUCUCCAGACGGAUGCAAAGGCGGGCGAGACGCCUUCAGAUCUGGAGGAGAAACUUGCCCGGGAGUUCCAGUACCACAAACACGGCAGCUAUUACCGCGAGGACCAGCAGGGCGGCGCCCGCUGCCUCCCUCACAGCCACUCGCACCCUUUCCUGCCGAACCACGUCAGCCCCUCAGAUUACGUCGCCAGGCGACCGGAGCCUGACAGACCCGCCGCGUCCUCUGUCCUUUCUUGGACAAAAGCGGGGCCGGUGCAGCCCAGCAGCCAGGAAGAGGCUUGUUAUCGCCCCACCGCGGGACAUGGCUCCCAGAACUCUUCCCCACCGUCGUGGUACACCAUGUCGACGUCUGCCGGCUCGCCUUCUCUAUCCCAGUUCAACCAGCAGGAUCCACUUUCCCACUACGACCGCCAGCGUUCGUGUCCAGCUUACCCUGUGUCUGAAACGUCCGCGCCUGCCUUCGGCCCCGGGCGUCUCCUGACCCCUAACAAGGGCUUCUCACAACAAGAUUCAGCAUCUCUCAUGAUAACCAAUGCCAGCGGCAUCCAGAUUGGGAGCAACAACACGAUGCAUAUCAGAAGUUACGAUUCCAUCAGUAGUUUAGAGUCGGGGCCAUCCGACCCGGCUUCGUCUACCAUCACAGAACGCAUUGUGAAAUGUGAGGAGCGGGCUGUGACCGAGGAGCACCUGGAUCUGGUGAGGAAAAACGUCGGAGCCAAAUGGAAGCGUCUUGCGCGCCGACUGGAUCUGACCACCGUGGAAAUAGAGACCAUCGAGCAUGACUGUGACCGCGACGGCCUGCCAGAGAUGGUGCACCAGAUGCUGGAGCAAUGGAAGAUGAAGAACGGGAGGAUGGGCUGCACCAUCGGGAAGCUUUGUCGCGCUCUGGAGGGCCAAGUGAAGGUAGACGUCAUCCACAGCAUUUGUGACACCUGCUGUUCUUCCUCCUCGGCCCGAUGAGCUUCCCAUCAUCACUCCAAAUGACUUUCUACCUGCGAUGGUUGCAGUUUUUGAACGGUUUGAAUCAUUUAACAGACCAAAACCACUAUUGACCCAUUACCUUUGGGUUCAUGUAUCGUCUCUGACGUGCGUAGAAUGUUGGUGCUAAAUCUCAGCUUCAGCUUCAUCUUAGUAGGAAAAAAACUAUUUGCUGAUCAUCAUAAUGACCACAGAGCUCAUGUUUACGGAUUAGAACCAUCACUGGACCUUUAUUGUGACGGUCUAUAAGCGCUGGGUGCCUUUUCAAAUAACUGACUAUCAAACUCACACGGUCGAGGUUCAGAUUUGACUCAUCAUAGGAUUUCAUAAUCAUUGUAUGUUAUUAAAUAUCAAGUAAUAAUUGCCUUUUGUAUUCACGUGGGAGAUGGAACAAGAAUUGAUACAAAAGUCAUAUUUUGAAAGAGAAACAUUGGUAUUCUCUCAAGGGUUGUGUAAUACGUUUUCACAGUUGCUGUAGCUUUAAAUAAAGAGGAGUCAUGUGGGAGAAACACAAAGACUCACGAAAACAGGUAAAUUUGUUGACAAGACGGUAAAAAAAAUAAAGUGUCAUUUUUAUGUAACAAG
Messenger RNA from Gasterosteus aculeatus aculeatus (three-spined stickleback), 3374 nucleotides. It is a transcript of the gene ripk1l, whose product is annotated as receptor (TNFRSF)-interacting serine-threonine kinase 1, like. Gene Ontology annotation, molecular function: protein binding; ATP binding; JUN kinase kinase kinase activity. The record is from RefSeq and is a predicted model, not a curated record. Gene Ontology annotation, biological process: protein phosphorylation; signal transduction. NCBI's taxonomy places the organism in Eukaryota, Metazoa, Chordata, Actinopteri, Perciformes, Gasterosteidae.